Molecule: messenger RNA, 291 nt
Organism: Prunus armeniaca (apricot)
Lineage: Eukaryota; Viridiplantae; Streptophyta; Magnoliopsida; Rosales; Rosaceae
Source: the annotation of a GenBank genome assembly
AUGGAGCCUGCGAUCAUGUAUGGAAAUGGCCAUUACCCCGCUUAUUCUGACACCAAACUUGUGUUUGAGUUGAGUUGUAGCUUGCUCAAUGCUGAUAGAUACAUCAGCGCUGUUGUUGUUGUUGUGGCUUCAGCAAGCUCUACAUCUGAAGAGUCCGACUACAUUGACUCAUUUGGAAGUCAAUGUCUUUCUGUAUUUAGGUUGAAUCUGAUGAUGAUGAUCACGACGAGCCAUGGCCUCCCAAGCUUUGAGAAAGACACUGAGCGAAGCCCCAUCCAGGAGCAUGUGUGA